GGCGGUACUCCGAAUUCUGGGCUGUAAUAUCUUCAUGCUAAAUAUCAACCUGCAUUGCAACACGACAACAUGACGCGCCCACAGAUUCGCCGAGUCGCAGUUAUCGGCGCAGGCAUUAGUGGUGUCGUGUCUGCAGCACACUUGCUGAAUGCCGGGUUAGACGUGACUGUCUUUGAGAGGAGUCAUGCGGCUGGGGGUGUCUGGCUGUACGAUGAGCGGAAAGCGCCCGAGCCAUCGUAUACAUCGCUGAAACCGCUCGCAUCCGAAGCGCAUUUCGACACGGACAAGGGGCGCGAUAUUUCUCUCGCCCAUGCACCGCCGGGACCGUGCUACAACGGGCUGAAGAAUAAUGUAUCUACACCACUGAUGCGCGUCAAACUCAAUGCCUGGCCCGAAGGGACGCCGGAUUUCGUCAGCCACUCGGUGAUGAAGGAAUAUAUUCAGGAUACGUCGCUGAAGACGGGAGUCCAAAAUAUAACCAUCUAUGGGGCACGGGUUAAGAAUAUUUCGAAGGAGGGUGGCUCGUGGGAGGUUACGUGGUCGAGACUGGAGCAGGACGGCGAUGGCCUCACGGAACGAGAGCAGAUAUGGACGUUCGAUGCUGUUGUUGUUGCCUCUGGACAUUACCAUACGCCUCGAGUGCCGGAUACUCCAGGCCUCGCAGAAGCAAAAGCGCGCUGGCCGGAGCGUAUAUUCCAUUCGAAGCGAUAUAGGAAACCCGAGGGAUAUGAGAAGAAGAACGUCCUCCUAAUCGGAGGUGCCGUGUCUGCUAUCGACAUCUCAAGGGAAAUCGGCCCGCAAGCAGGAACCAUCUACCAGAGCACACGCAACGGCGAAUUCGACAUCGCAGCCAGCAUUCUCCCCGAGAACGGCGUCCGGAUAAGCGAGAUCACACGGUACGAGAUCCUAGACGACGCCGACGCCGACGACAGUAAGCCACUCCCGUUGAAAGUGCAUUUAAAGUCCGGCCAGGAACUCUGCGGCCUGGACCAGGUUAUCAUAUGCACAGGAUACCAAUUUACAUUGCCCUUCCUGCCAUCGUACCACGACGACAGCCUCUCGCCAAAAGAAGCGAACGAGACAAUUCUCAUCACGGACGGGACGCAGGCGCAUAAUCUGCACAAGGACAUCUUCUAUAUCCCCGACCCGACCCUUGCAUUCGUGGGUGUGCCCUUCUACACCGCCACAUUUACGCUGUUUGAGUUUCAAGCCAUCACCAUCGCGAACGUGUUCUCGGGCAAAGCGGAAACACCACCAGAGAGUAGCAUGAGACAGGAAUACAACGACAGAGUAAGCAGAAAGGGGGCCGGGAAGCGAUUCCAUUCGCUCAAGGACAUUGAGGAGGACUACGUGAAGGAGCUACUGGACUGGAUUAAUGGGCCAAGGGCAGAAAAGGGCCUUAGUCCCAUCGAGGGACAUACUGAAACAUGGCACAAGGCGAAGGAAGCGCAGCGCGAGCGUCUGAAGGCAUUUUUCGAAGACAACGGCACGCGCAGGGACAGUGGGAUCGGGGCACUCCCAGAGCUCCAGACGUUCACAAUGGCUUCUCCCAAGGCGAUUGAAGAGCGCGCUGCGACUCCCGCAGAUCCCACUGCGGUCAUCCAGCAGACUCCAAAGAAGAGAUGGGUCAGUUACAUCUGGGAUACAUUCGACAAGUCGCCCGAGGAGCGAAGGCUUCUCACUAAGCUUGAUGCUGCGAUUCUUACCUUUGCAUCGUUAGGAUACUUCAUCAAGUAUCUUGACCAAAUUAAUAUAAACAAUGCAUUCGUUUCUGGAAUGAAAGAAGACCUGGGCAUGUACGAGAACCAGCUCAACUAUAUGCAAGCAAGCUGGACAGUCGGCUAUGUCAUUGGCGAAAUCCCCAGCAACAUGCUCCUCACCAAGAUCCGGCCGAGGUAUUGGCUGCCGGCGAUGGAGCUGCUGUGGACGAUCCUCACGUUCUCCCAAGCGAGAUGCAACAAGGCCACCCAGUUUUACGUCAUUAGAUUCUUCGUUGGUCUCGCGGAGAGUACAUUCUAUCCCGGAAUGCAGUAUCUCAUCGGAUGCUGGUACAGGAAGGACGAGCUUGCGAAACGGUCCUGCAUUUUCCACACCAGCAGUGGUAUUGCGAGUAUGUUUUCAGGAUACCUGAUGGCUGGGGUGUAUAAUUUGGGUGGAAGAGGAGGGUUUAAGGGGUGGCAAUGGCUCUUUAUUGUCGACGGCAUAAUCUCCCUCCCUAUCGCUCUAAUGGGCUUUAUCAUCCUCCCUGACGUGCCUGAAAUCUCAAAUCCAUGGUACUUAACCAAGGAUGAAGUCAAACUCUCGCAGAAACGCAUGGAGCUCGAAGGCCGAAGAACCAGAGGGCCGUAUACAAGAGCCAAGCUGAAAAAGAUAUUUACCUCCUGGCACAUCUACUUCCUCACCAUCGCAUACAUAACUUUCAACAACUCAAGCGGCGGCCAGCCUGUCUUUCAACAGUUUCUUAAAGCAUCAACCGACCCAGUAUAUAGUGUCGGUCAGAUCAACGCCUACCCAACGACAACGUACGCGGUGCAGGUGGUAACAACCCUCAUCUACGCAUGGUCGUCGGACUCCUUCCUCGGCGGCCGUCGCUGGCCACCGGUUCUAGUCGGCGCCGUCUCAAACAUCAUCUGCUACACUUCGCUUGCCGUCUGGGAUAUCCCAGUGGGCUGGAAGUGGACGGUCUUUAUUAUGAGUGGUGCCGGGUUUGGUCUGAGUGGGCUUCUUAUGGCAUGGGCUCAUGAGAUCUGCUCCGACGACAAUGAAGAGCGUGCCCUAGUCGUUGGCAGCAUGAACGAACUUGCGUACGUCUUCCAGGCCUGGCUCCCGCAGGUGGUGUGGCAGCAGAUAGACGCGCCGCAGUAUAGGAAGGGUUAUAUCACCGGGACGAUCAUGUCUACGAUCUUGAUUAUCACGACGUUUACGAUCCGUUGGCUGCAGCAUUGGGAGGAUGGGAAAAAGAGUGAGGAUCUGAGUGAGUCGGACACUGUUGGUGAGCCCGCGGAGAGCGUUUCGAGUCGGGCAGCCGAGAAUGUAGUGGUGGAUGUGCAGGGGAAGUCGUGAUUAUAAUCAGAUAUACAAAGCUCAGGAUCAUGUGUAUGGACAAGAGACUGUAUAUACAAUUGUAUAUACGUGAAUAACAUUAAAAUUAAGAAAUGGAGUAAAUUCC
This is a messenger RNA of Aspergillus versicolor CBS 583.65, 3169 nucleotides long. RefSeq lists its product as uncharacterized. The record is from RefSeq and is a predicted model, not a curated record. Gene Ontology annotation, cellular component: membrane. Lineage: Eukaryota; Fungi; Ascomycota; Eurotiomycetes; Eurotiales; Aspergillaceae. The transcript has 16 exons. Gene Ontology annotation, molecular function: N,N-dimethylaniline monooxygenase activity; flavin adenine dinucleotide binding; transmembrane transporter activity. Gene Ontology annotation, biological process: transmembrane transport. The coding region runs from base 70 to 3063 and encodes 997 amino acids.